AUUGGUAAUAAAUAUUGUGUAAAAAACUGCUGCGCCCUCUUUAAAACUUGCUGUCAUUUACAGUAUUCGUAAUGUACUGGUACACAACAGUUAAGAUCGACAAAGACGAAAUAUACUGACAGGAUUUUAGAAGACAGGAGCUGCAUAUUGACGACACUCUAGUGUUCAAAAUAAAUUUCAAAUAUUGACAAAAGAAGAAGUACACAGACCACUUAUGGGAUAUCUUUGCAAUGCAGUUGCUCUCUUGCUUUACUUUGGGUUUGUAGCUGGCAGAAAAUGCGAGUUUGAAAACAGAUGCCAGUGUUUCUUCAAUACUUGGAAACAAGUUUAUAAAGCAGAUUGUUCAAAUGCACAUCUAACACACAUUCCAGAUUUUCCCAAAAGUAUCAAAGUGGUUAUAUUGGAUAACAAUUUGAUAUCAACUAUACCAGAUUAUCAUUUUAGAAACAACAAUAAACUAUGUAAUAUUAGUUUAAUGAAUAAUAAACUGAAAGGUUUGAGAAAAGACGCAUUUUAUGGAGCCUAUAACCUUAUAGAAUUGACUCUUUACAACAACGAAAUAAUAGAUGUAGACGAAAAUUUUUUUAAGUCCAUACCUGCUCUGAAAUAUUUAAACAUUAAGAAGAAUAAUUAUUUUGAUUGGCUGAAACUUAAUAUAACUUUUCCAUAUUCCUUGCAAACAUUGCGAAUGGACUUUAAAAUACUAGAACAAGACCAUAUGUUUAACAGUUUUAAAGGACUUAUUAAUCUGAAAACAUUGGACAUUUCUGGAUUGUCUGGUGAAUGCGAAUGUAAAACAAUGACUCCGGAAACCUUUCAAACUAUUCCAAAUCUAAUACAUCUUGAUAUGUCCGCUUGUAAAAUAUCUUAUAUCUAUAGAGGAACAUUAAAAUUUAUGUCAAACCUGACAUUUUUAGACGCCUCUUCUAACUUUUGCCUUAAAUUUGCAGGGGCAGAGAAUAUUACCUAUGAUCUUCAAACAACUUCUAUCAAGAUUCUGAAAUUAAACAAAAUACAUCGAACUUUUGAGCCCGAUACAAUUGUUUUAAAAUCACAUAUUCGUCAUUUAAGGCACACAAAUCUUACUGAGUUGCACAUGGAUAGCAACAGAAUUCAGCUUUUCGAGAAGGGUGCCUUAUCAUCUCUUCCAAUCACGUUAAGAAGUGUAUAUUUAUCGGACAAUAUGUUUCAUUUUGGAAGUUAUUUUUCUGAAUUUUACGUAGUACCAAUAACUUUCAUAAAUAUCUCACUUCAGUUCAACAGUCAUGAUCUUCAGGAUUUUUAUGGGGAAAUAUGUGUAAAAAAGGACCAAACAGAUCCUUUACCAGUUUUAUCGAACACACCUAAUCAACAUGAAGUACAACGUUAUGGACAAUUGAAACCCAAUACACUGCCGUUUAAUAUUUCUUCCAAAUUACAGAAACUUAUUUUCAGAAACAGUUUGUUUCGAUUUAAAAUAGAAGCAAAUAAUGUGUCAGAGAAUUCAUUAGCAUAUCUCGAUUUUGGAUUUAAUCUUUUUUAUUCCUGGAUUGGACCUCUGCUUACUUACAAGAAACUAAUUCACCUCGAUCUUUCAAACAAUUUUUGUUCCAACGUGUCAAAGGAUUUUUUUAAGAGUUCCCCGAAUUUAAAAUCGUUACUUAUACAUAAUAAUUUACUGGGAUUUGUUCUCAUCGAUGACAUGCAUGGUGAAAUUCUGCAGCAUAUUCCUAAGCUGGCAGUAUUGAAUUUAGCAGACAAUCGAAUACCGUAUUUACCAUACAACUUUUUCAAAUUUCAAACAAUGCUCACGGAAAUCAACAUUGGUGGUAAUUUACUGGAGGAUUUGAGUUUUCAAAUAAGUCAUAUGCAAAAUCUUUCGCAUUUAGAUCUCUCAAAGAAUAGAUUUUCAAGUCUAAAUUCGAGGGCACGUGGUCAACUUGAAACGAUUAUAAAGUCAAAUCCAAACUUGACAGUGGAUUUGAGUGAUAAUCCUUUGAUAUGUUCGUGUGAUACCAUACAAUUUGUCAAAUGGAUGUCACAAACAAAAAUAAAAUUUACAAAGUUACAAAGUAACAAAUGCAAAUUGUACAACGGCAACAAGGAAUUAUUGAAAGAACCAAAAAGGGUAUAUGAAAUUCUAGAAAAGAAGUGUUCCUCUUACACAGACUUAAUUGUUGUAUUGUCAAUCUUCGUUAUAUUUUUUGUGUUGAUCUUGCUAUGCGGUUUAGUCUAUAGACACAGGUGGACACUACGAUUCAUGUAUUAUAUGACAAAGAAUAAAUAUCAAAGUUCCUCACGAAAAAAGUGCGAUGACGAGGAGUACGAAUACGAUGCUUUUAUCUCAUAUGAAGAGGAAGAUGCAGUUUUUGUACAUAAUCAUCUUCUUUUAAAUUUAGAAGAAGAUGCAAAAUUGAAAUUGUGUAUCCACAAGAGAGACUUUCAACCAGGUAAGGAUAUUGCCGCAAACAUUACUUCUGGAAUUCACAAUAGUCGAAAUGUGGUUGCAGUAUUAUCUCAGACCUAUCUUGAUUCAUACUGGUGUAUGUUUGAAUAUAAUAUGGCACGAAUGGAGAGCAUAUAUUCAAGAGAUUGCGAAAAUAUGUUUAUCCUUGUUUCUCUUGUUGACUUGUCAGCAAUUAAUUUACCUUUAUGUGUUAUUGAAAAAGUACAUAAGCAGUCGUACAUUGAGUAUCCUAAUGAUCCAUUGGGUAACACUUUAUUCUGGGAUAAUUUAAAGGAAGUGCUGAAAUGACAACAUAAGUCAAUGUUUGUUUUUGCUUUUACCAAAACCAAUUUAGUUAUAGUCCGUUUUUGUUAUAUAACUAUCCAUCCUAAUACUAUUAUAAUAUAUAAUACUAUACAUUUAUUUCCCGUGCCGGAGGGAGAUAUGAAGAUUUGUUCACCCAAGAAUAUUCAUAUUUCACGAGGGCUCUGCCCGAGUGAAAUAUGAUUUUUCGAGGGUGAGCAAAUCUUCAUAUCUCCCGAGGCAAAGGAAAAUGAAUGUUUUAUUCCACUGCCUGUGCUUUGCUUACUAUCAAUACAUUAAAUAUUAUUUCGCAUACAUUUUUUUCUUAUCCGCUUGUUUUUGUAAGUCAAACUAAACACGACAUACUCAUUGAUAAACACUAAGGAUCAAAAUUUAAUUAUAAGUCUGUUUGUUUUAUCGUCAUAAAUUUGAACAUGAUAAUGAUUUUUGCUAUCGCUAUUUUAAGAAAAAAUAAGAAGUUCAAAACGUUAUGUACAUAAACCGCGCGUAACUUCGCACGAAGUAAUCCCGACAUUUCAGAGGGGAAUAUGAUCCUCAGAAUGGAAUAUGAAGAUUUGUUCAAUGACACGUGGGAUAGUCUCAACCAAUCAAAUAUUGAUUUUACUAUCAAUAUGUUUAAACAGUGGAAUAAUAUAUAUUAUACUAUUACACGAGAAAAGAUGAAAGUAUCUAAAAAAUGUGCGCCACUGUCACAGUUGUUCUAUAAAUAUAUGUCAAUCACUCAAUUGUCGAGUGUUUGAGCUUUUGAUUUUGCCAUUUGACAAAGAACUUUCCGUUUUCAAUUUU
Molecule: messenger RNA, 3535 nt
Organism: Mytilus californianus (California mussel)
Lineage: Eukaryota; Metazoa; Mollusca; Bivalvia; Mytilida; Mytilidae
Product: toll-like receptor 4
Exons: 2
Coding region: 215-2734 (839 amino acids)
Biological process (GO): immune response; toll-like receptor signaling pathway
Cellular component (GO): membrane
Molecular function (GO): transmembrane signaling receptor activity; protein binding
Source: RefSeq, a predicted model, not a curated record